Molecule: messenger RNA, 2827 nt
Organism: Magallana angulata
Lineage: Eukaryota; Metazoa; Mollusca; Bivalvia; Ostreida; Ostreidae
Product: PTB domain-containing engulfment adapter protein 1-like
Exons: 13
Coding region: 444-1604 (386 amino acids)
Source: RefSeq, a predicted model, not a curated record
GACGUUUUACGACCGUAGCGGAUGCUCGCGCGGGAGGCACGGCGCUGUCCUGUUUACAAAUAAAUGACUCUUUCCCUCUGUGUGACAUUGUCCAUCCUGGACUGGUGUACAUGAAUAUCAUUCAAGGGAACGGCUGCAGCCGAAAAGGUAUAGGAAGAAAAUCUUGUUUGUGGAGAUUUAUGCAUCCGAGUUUCUUUUGACGUCAUCUUCACGGAUCUUUUACGUCUAUGACAAUUCAGAGAAAACCAUAACCAACGUAAACAGCGCAGGUGCAUGAACAAGUAAGUAAACAGAAUACUGUGCUCCUGCCCACCAAAGACUUUGGGAAGAGGAAGUUCAUCCAUGUUGGGAGCAGUGGAAGCCUGAAAUCUCCAGGGAAACAGAAAUCAUUUGAAGAGGGCAUUUUAUCUUCCCCCGAGGACAGCAACCCCCAGGUUCUGACCAUGAAGUCGGCUCUCAAGCAGUGGGUUCACCCCCCAGACAAACUCCUCACUGGACACAUUGUGUACAAUGUCAAGUUUCUGGGUGAAUGUGUGGUUGACAAUGCAAAAGGAACAGAUAUUGUUAAAGAUGCUAUUAGGAAACGAAAGUUUAACAAACACAUUAGGAAAGCUGAGGGACAGAAAACGCCCCGAGUAGAGCUCACCAUCUCGGCUGAUGGAGUCACUGUUCAGGAUCCAAAAACCAAAGCAAGUAUGCAUCAGUACCCCCUACACAGGAUAUCGUAUUGUGCUGACGACAAGACUGACAAACGCAUGUUUACGUUCAUCGCCAAAGCAGCUGACUCCAACACACAUUACUGUUAUGUGUUCGACAGUGAAAAAUGUGCUGAAGAGAUAACCUUGACCAUCGGGCAGGCCUUUGACCUGGCUUACAGGAGGUUCCUAGAGACCUCAGGCCAGGAUCUGGACUCCAAGAAACAGUGCAUAGUGUUACAGAAAAAGGUUCAAACCUUAGAACAAGAAAAUGCAGCUUUAAAAAAGCGAAUUCAAGAAUUAGAAAGAAUGAAAGGUGUGGAGCCUAGUCAACAGCAGAUUUACGAAAAUAUACGUAGCAUUGAAAUAGUGGAGGGGUCAGUCACCAAGUCCUCUGACAAUGCUGAACACCCCUCAGGUGUCACAUUGGACCCUUCCAGCCCACAAGACGAUAGUUCCACUGAACAUUUCUUUUUCGAUGGUUUUGCUCCUCAACCAUCAGUAGGCCGUAAGUUGGAGAACUUGAUUUUGGAUGACAAGCCUGUGCAGACCAAUGGUAGCUCCAGUACCAGCAAUGGGUCGGCUCCUACAACCCCAGCCAAACUAGGCCUGUUGUCCCCACCACCACGAAGUUCAAGGUCACAACCUCAGACACCAUCUUCUAAUAAGUCAGUGUCUGCCAAUCCAUUCUCCUCUCCGGGACCUUCCCAGUCCAGUGUCGACCCAUUUGGAAUGCCUGCCUUCACCCCCACAAGUCCUGCUGUAUCCCCUCCCCCGACCUCGAGACCCUCGGUCAGCAGUAGUGAGAGGGAACUUAUGGACAUGCAGGUGGGAUUCAGUGCAGGGCUAUCGUUUGGAACAGAAGAUUUCUCAUUGGCUGAUUUUGACCCUUUGAAUCAAAGUUCAUGAUGGAAUGUGCCAAUCAGAGCAGGAUGUGAUAUAUUCAGCAUUGAUGGGAACCUGUCAGUGCCCUAGUCCUUUGUGAUUUCUAUCAUUUCAAUGAAUAAUCUUAACAUUUGUUCUUAUAUAACCAAAGGUUUAUGCUUCAUAAUAAAACUCAUUAUUUUCAUACACAGAAAUCUAUAUAGAAAGAAAAAAAACACCAAAAUCCUUUAUGAACAAUACAGUCAACUUUUGAUUGCUAUGAUACUAACAGUGAAACUUGUAUAUCCCAACAUCUGGAGAUUUGGGUUUUUUUUUGUCUUCUAUCUUUCUAUCUGACUCACUGAGUCCAUGUACCAGUACAGUUUGUUAUCAUAACUGACACAAAUUUAAUCCUUUCAACAAUUUACUGAAUUCACCGUACUUAAUAUGUCACAUGUUGUUAUUUUAGCCAUUAUGAAGUACUUUACAUGUACAUGUAUUAAGACUUAGUUUACUGUAAGAAUUUCAUGUUGUGUUAAUAAAAACUUUGUGGAUUAAUUUUCAAGGGUACCACACAUUUUUUUUUUUAUUCAAAAACACAUCAAAUAUUUUAUAUAUCACUUUUUUUGAAAAAAUUUUGAUAAUUGUCAAGGGAACCUCAUUAUAUGUAUUCCAGGUCAGAGUGGACACAAUUACAUUUCCAUUUUAUUAUGAAUGCAAUUUUUUCUUACUUAGUAUUUACUUAUUUUCUGAUUAUUUUUCAGGUAUUUUUUUUUCUCACUUUUUAUGUAAGGGCAUUCUAUCCCUUAGCUUUAUCAAUUACAGAUUUAUAUAUAUUUCUAUGUUUACCCAAGCAAGGCAAACCUCACAGUUGACGGUGCUGUCACUGAAAAAUGAAAAUAUCAUAAUCGGUAUAGUAUGGAGCUGAGGUAUUGGUUUGCUGUGCAUUGCUUUCCAAGUUAAUUAAAUAUUUCCUUCCAACGAAUCUAUGUAUUUGUGAUAAAGAGUUGUUGAAGAUGUUAAAACAAAAGUGUUCAAGAUAUUGCAGGUUGAUACAACUUAUUCAUGAUACGGGACCAAUACUAUAAAUGUGUAUUUUGUAGCUGUUGUUUACAUGUACUUGCAAUAUAUAAUUAUAUAACAUGAGGCUUUUAUCAAUAGUCGCUGUUUCCAGUAGUAUUGUUCUUAAGGUAUGUGGAUAUGCAUGAAAUGCAAAGUUGUAUACAUGUACUUGUAGAUUCAGUGGCCAAAUAAACUCAUUUUUGCAA